CCAACCUUGUUACUGGAAUAUCCACACAAACAGGUAUUUGAUCAUGAAGUUUUUGAUUCCUUUGGUUGUUCUUGCUGCUGUUCUUUGCUUUAUCGAAGCCAAGCCUAUCGAGGAUGGACUACAGCUAGUCGAUGGAGACAUGUUACUCACAAAGGAACAAAAAGAGAUUUUUGAACAGCGCCAAAAUGGUCGCGUAAGACGAGCUGCUUUGAAGGACAGAUAUCUUUGGCCUAAUGGAGUCAUUUUCUAUACUUUUGGCCCAAGUCUUGAUCGCGCAGGACGUAACCUCGCUCAGGAAGCCAUGAAUCACUGGAGUAGCCAAACCUGUCUGAAAUUUAGACGAAGAAAUAAGGAGAAUGCAUACAUAAAAUUCCAAUAUGACGGAAAGUGCCGAGCUCAAGUUGGCUUCACCGGAAAUGCAGGACAGAAAGUUUCCCUCGGAAGUGCAGCAAACCCAUGUUCGCGAGGAUCAGCCAUCCAUGAAUUGGGUCAUGCCAUUGGAUUCUUCCAUGAACACUCUCGACCAGAUCGCGAUAACCAUGUCCGAAUCAACUUUAACAACAUCAGAAAAGGAGCCGAGAGAAAUUUCAGAAAAGACGAUGGAUUUUUCGUAGAUUCUCGUGGCCAUGACUACGACUAUGGCAGCAUCAUGCACUACUCUCGUUACCAAGGCAACAACAAAGCAAAUGCGGUGGUCAUGCAGCCAAUCAGAGGAAAUGUUGAAAUUGGUCAGAGAGAUGGUCUGAGCGAAGGAGACAUUGCACAGACGAACGACAUGUACAAAUGUGACGCCCAGGGAGACAGUCAUCUCAAACCAGUCGAAGAUGACGAGGAGGACGAGGAUGAUGAGGGAGUCAAACCAACGCCAAACCCUAAUGGACCAAAACCAGGCGAAGUAGAAGAAUAAAGUAUGGCUCUAUGAGGCAACUAACACUGACUAUAAAAGAUUGAAGCAUGCAUAAUGUUAUACUCAAUAAUGAUAUCUAUGGUUAUAUGUUAAAAUGAGUUUCAUACAGUCAAGGCUGGCUAAUAAACAUGAUAAUCAAGAAAAUA
This is a messenger RNA of Actinia tenebrosa (Australian red waratah sea anemone), 1053 nucleotides long. RefSeq names its product nematocyst expressed protein 6. The record is from RefSeq and is a predicted model, not a curated record. NCBI's taxonomy places the organism in Eukaryota, Metazoa, Cnidaria, Anthozoa, Actiniaria, Actiniidae. Gene Ontology annotation, biological process: proteolysis. Gene Ontology annotation, molecular function: metalloendopeptidase activity; zinc ion binding.